Messenger RNA from Westerdykella ornata, 2031 nucleotides. Its product is annotated as MFS general substrate transporter. Lineage: Eukaryota; Fungi; Ascomycota; Dothideomycetes; Pleosporales; Sporormiaceae. The transcript is spliced from 5 exons. The coding region runs from base 17 to 1543 and encodes 508 amino acids. Gene Ontology annotation, molecular function: transmembrane transporter activity. Gene Ontology annotation, biological process: transmembrane transport. The record is from RefSeq and is a predicted model, not a curated record. Gene Ontology annotation, cellular component: membrane.
UGCUUCAACCAACCCCAUGGCCGCCGCUGACGAAAAGGUCGUUGUCGGAUACAAUGAGAAGAGCGAUGUCGAGAGCUCCGGAAUUUCCACGUCGCCUGCCAUCGACUACGAUGACCUCCCGGAUCCCGACGUUGGCAAGUCCGACGAGGAGAGGGCCAAAUUAGAUAGAGCCCUCGUCUGGAAGAUGGAUCUGUGGUUGAUCCCCUGGCUGUCCCUCCUCUAUCUUCUUUCCUUCCUCGACCGCACCAACAUCGGCAAUGCCCGUGUCGCCCACAUGGAAAAGGACAUCCGCAUGACGGGCGCACGUGACUACAACAAUGCCCUGACCAUCUUCUUCAUCUCCUACGCUGGUGCCGAGCCCGUCACCAAUGUCAUUCUCAAGAAAUACAGCCCUCGCGUCUUCUUCACCACCAUCAUCCUGCUCUGGGGCGCCAUCAUGACCCUCAUGGGCUGCGUCCAGAACCAGGCCGGUCUGUUGGCCUGCCGUUGGUUCCUCGGUCUGGCCGAAGCGGGCUUGUUCCCCGGCGUCAACUACUAUCUUUCUUGCUGGUAUAAGCGGUCCGAGCUGGGAAUGCGAGCUGCCCUCUUCUUCUCCGCCGCUGCCCUUGCCGGCUCUUUUGGUGGUCUCCUGGCCGCCGCCAUCACCCAGAUGCACGGUGUCGGCGGCUAUGAGGGCUGGCGAUGGAUUUUCAUCAUCGAGGGUCUCAUGACCGUCUUCGUCGGAAUCUUCUGCUGGUGGAUGGUCAACGACUUCCCCGACACGGCGCGCUUCCUGACUGCCGACGAGAAGCUGCGGGCCCUGCGCCGCCUGCGCGCCGAUAACCAGGCGCGUGCAGAGACCGAGAAGCUCAGCCGCAAGUACGUCUUUGCCGCCUUGAAGGAUUGGAAGACCUGGGGCUACGCCGUCAUCUACAUGGGCUGCCUUUGCCCCUUGUAUAGUUUCUCCCUCUUCUUGCCCACCAUUCUCCUCGGUAUGGGUUACAAGGGAACCAAGGCUCAGCUCAUGUCGGUGCCUCCCUAUGCCGCUGCCGCUACCCUGACCGUCUUCAUUGGCUGGCUCGCCGAUCGCACCAGAUGGCGCGGUUACUGCAACAUGGCCGUGGCUGCCACUGGCUGCGUCGGUUUUGCAAUGCUCCUCGGAAGCGGCAAUGUGCACGUCCAAUACGCCGGAACCUUCCUGGGCGCCAUGGGCAUCUACCCGAGCGUGUCCAAUUCCCUCACGUGGGCCUCCAACAACGUAGAAGGAGUCUACAAGCGCGGCGUCAUGGUCGGAGUCGUCGUUGGCUGGGGCAACAUGAACGGCAUCGUCUCGUCCAACAUCUACAACAAGCCCGACGCUCCCCGCUACAUGACGGGCCACGCCAUUGUCCUGGCCUUCCUGGCCGUCUGCCUCUUGGGCGGCAGCAUCUUCAUGCAUUUCGCCUUGAAGCGCGAGAACAGGCUGCGCAAGGCGGGGAAGCGCGAUCACUGGCUCGAGGGGAAGAACGAGGAGGAGAUUCGCAUGCUGGGCGAUUGCCGCCCGGACUUCAUUUACAUUACGUGAGCAUCGAGUGGUUUAUUGUUGUUGGCAAGCUAUGGGGUGUUUUCUGUUUUUCCUCAAGCGAGGGCCUGCAUUCUCGUUAACGACCACGUGUGUAUGAAGGGGUAUGCGUAGAGAUAGACUUUUUGAUCUUGCACCAAAGGCGCAGUAAUGCUCAGGGAUUUAACGAACGACUCCAAUAGAAAGUCAUGAAGCUUUUUGCCGGAUUGGAAUACAACAGAGCCUUUUCUGGUGAAGAAGAGGGAAAAUAAAAAUCGGAUCCACGAUUUUUCUAUCAUCGGGUGCAAUCGUCUUUCUCCUCGGGUGGUGACUCCCUACUGCCGAUGCUCAGCGCUCACUUCCCUUCAAGAUCCGCUUGUCCGAGAAGUCGCAUGUAGCCUGGUAUCCCGGAAGCUUGGACUCGGGCUAAUAAGCGCGUGCGAGGGACCCACUACUCUGUACUGCGGGUUUCCACGUCCGACUGAACACCGCCUUGUACUGCUGCUCUGAGU